Messenger RNA from Staurois parvus, 545 nucleotides. The record is from the annotation of a GenBank genome assembly. NCBI's taxonomy places the organism in Eukaryota, Metazoa, Chordata, Amphibia, Anura, Ranidae.
AUAUAGUGAUGCAGUCUGGGAUACGGAUAUAGUGGAAUGCAGGGUCCGGGGAGAGCGGAUAUAGUGAAUGCAGGUCCGGGGAGAUCGGAUAUAGUGAAUGCAGGGUCCGGGGAGAGUUGGAUAUAGUGAAUGCAGGGUCCGGGGAGAGCAGAUAUAGUGAAUGCAGGGUCCGGGGAGACCAGAUUUAGUGAAGCAGGGUCCGGGGGAGACCAGAUAUAGUGGAUGCGGGGUCCGGGGAGAUCGGAUAUAGUGGAUGCGGGGGUCCGGGGAGAGCAGAUAUAGGGAAUGGCAGGGUCCGGGGAGAGCAGAUUUAGUGAAUGCAGGUCUAAGGAGACCAGAUAUAGUGAAUGCAGGGUCCGGGGAGAGCGGAUAUAGUGAAUGCAGGGUCCGGGGAGACCGGAUAUAUAGUGAAUGCGGGGGUCCGGGGGAGAGCGGAUAUAUAGUGAAUGCAGGGUCCGGGGAGAGAGGAUAUAGUGAAUGCGGGGUCCCGGGGAGAGAGCGAUAUAUAGUGAAUGCAGGGUCCGGGGGAGACCAGAUAUAGUGAA